ACUUUUGUGUUAGCUGUCAGGACUACUCACUUUCGUCUCGCACCUGUCUUCGUUAACCUCCUCUCCUUCCGUUAGUUCACUCACACACAGCAGUCAUGGCCGACCCCGCUAACGAGGAGGAGCUGCUCGACUACGAGGAGGAUGACGUAGCCGAGGCCGAGGCCGUUGGCAAGGCUGGUCAGGAGAAGAAGGGCUAUGUGGGCAUCCACGCGACCGGCUUCAAGGAGCUCAUGCUCAAGCCUGAGCUGCUCCAGGCCAUCGCUGACUGCGGUUUCGAGCACCCCUCUGAGGUUCAGCACGAGUGCAUUCCGCACGCAAUCCUGGGUAACGAUGUGCUGUGCCAGGCCAAGUCGGGUAUGGGCAAGACCGCGGUGUUCGUCCUGUCCAUCCUCCAGCAGCUGGACCCCAAGGCCAACGAGUGCCAUGCCAUCAUUCUGUGCCACACUCGCGAGCUGGCGUUCCAGAUUUGCCACGAGUUCACGCGCUUCAGCGCGCGCAUGAAGGGUGUGACUAUCGGCAACUUCUACGGUGGCAUUCCUGUGACGCAAAACAAGGAGACCCUGAAGAAGGCGGUCCCGAACAUCGUUGUCGGCACGCCCGGCCGCAUUAAGCAGCUGGCCAAGGAGGGCGCGCUGCCUCUGAAGCACGUGCGCUUCUUCGUGCUGGACGAGUGCGAUAAGAUGCUGGAGAAGCUGGAUAUGCGCGCGGACUGCCAGGAGAUCUUUAAGCUGACGCCGCACGAGAAGCAGGUCAUGAUGUUCUCCGCCACGCUAAACCAGGACAUGCGCGGCGUCUGCAAGAAGUUCAUGACCAACCCGCAAGAGGUGUACGUGGACGACGAGUCCAAGCUGACGCUGCACGGCUUGGUGCAGCACUACGUGAUGCUGCACGAGGAGGAGAAGAACCGCAAGCUCAACGACCUGCUGGACGCUCUGGACUUCAACCAGGUGGUCAUCUUCGUCAAGAGCGUGGCGCGCGCCAAGAUGCUCAACACUCUGCUGAACGAGUGCAACUUCCCCAGCGUGUGCAUCUACGGCGGCAUGGACCAGGAGGAGCGCAUCAAGGUGUACAAGCACUUCAAGGAGGGCAAGCACCGCAUCCUGGUGGCCACCGACCUGGUGGGCCGCGGUAUCGACAUUGAGCGCGUCAACAUCGUCAUCAACUACGACAUGCCCGAGUCCGACGACAAGUCCAAGGGCGAGUCCAAGCACGGCAACGGCGCGGACACCUACCUGCACCGCGUCGGCCGCGCGGGCCGCUUCGGCACCAAGGGUCUGGCGAUCACGUUCGUGUCGUCGCAGGAGGACAGCGCGGUGCUCAACGCCGUGCAGGACCGCUUCGACGUGGACAUCAAGCCCCUGCCGGAGAAGAUCGACGCCAGCACUUACAUGAACACCAACUAAUCCAAAUUAGCAAGGGCAUGUUGGAGCAGGGCGCGAGACGGCGCUGGAGGCGAGGGGUGCUUAGGAGGGGUGAACAACUUCACUGCAUGGAGGCCCUGUGAAGAGUGGGCUCUCACGGAGGAUGCGGUUGUACAGGGCUGGAGCUGUCUUUUAGAUGGAGGACGAAGGUGGCUGUAGGCUGAUAGCGUUUGGUUGAUUCGAACGGGACACGGACCAGUUGACGGAUGGGUCAGUAUGUCACGUAACACGUUACUGGUGUUGGGCACAGAUAGGACUGCGAGCAGGUGUUGGGAGGCGAAGUCACCUUGGAGACGAGGGACGCAGCUGAAGGAGGUGCAUGACAUGUUGGACAAGGAGUGAAUGCCGCUGUGCCAAAAAGCUGGCAACAGCGUGUAAUAGAACGCGAGC
Messenger RNA from Chlamydomonas reinhardtii, 1811 nucleotides. RefSeq lists its product as uncharacterized. Bases 96 to 1403 code for a protein of 435 amino acids. The record is from RefSeq and is a predicted model, not a curated record. The transcript is spliced from 9 exons. NCBI's taxonomy places the organism in Eukaryota, Viridiplantae, Chlorophyta, Chlorophyceae, Chlamydomonadales, Chlamydomonadaceae. Gene Ontology annotation, molecular function: RNA binding; ATP binding; RNA helicase activity.